Messenger RNA from Asparagus officinalis (garden asparagus), 1667 nucleotides. Its product is annotated as BTB/POZ and MATH domain-containing protein 1-like. Lineage: Eukaryota; Viridiplantae; Streptophyta; Magnoliopsida; Asparagales; Asparagaceae. Gene Ontology annotation, biological process: protein ubiquitination. Gene Ontology annotation, molecular function: protein binding. The record is from RefSeq and is a predicted model, not a curated record.
AGAACAAAACCAAAACCGAAACGACUCCCUCAUCCUUUCUUCGUUCGUUUACCCUCCGAAAGAAGAAGAAAAAAAAACCCCCCAAAAUCCCCAAAUUCUCUCCUCUCCCCCAUCAAUCGAUCCCUCCGAAAUCUCUGAGAGAUCCCAGCUCCGAUCUCUCAGUGACCAAACCCUAACCCUAGAACCGCCCAUUUCCCCUCAAAAAACCCUGAUUCCACCCCAAAAAAAAUGAGCAGGGUCAUCGAAUCCGGCCCCUCGACCUCCCUCUCCUCUCAAACCCCCUCCGAAACAUCCUCAACCUCGAUCACCAACACAAUCAACGGAUCUCACGAGUUCAAGAUCACCGGCUACUCUCCGAAGGGGCUCGGCAUCGGAAAGUACAUCGCCUCCGAUUCUUUCAGCGUCGGGGGCUUCGAGUGGGCGAUCUACUUCUACCCAGAUGGCAAGAGCCCCGAGGAUAAUGCGAGCUAUGUGUCGCUGUUCAUCGCGCUGGCGAGCGAGGGGACCGACGUCAGGGCUUUGUUCGAGCUGACGAUGCUGGAUCAGAGCGGGAAGGAGAGGCACAAGAUCCAUACUCAUUUUGGGAGGUUGCUUCAGGACGGGCCGUAUACGCUCAAGUAUCGAGGGAGCAUGUGGGGUUAUAAGCGUUUCUUCAAACGAACUGCCUUGGAGGCUUCAGAUUAUCUCAAGGAUGAUUGUCUGUCAAUUAGUUGUAGUGUUGGUGUUGUUAGAUCACAUACCGAGGGACCCAAGUCUUAUAACAUACCUGUGCCUCCCUCUAACAUUACUCAACAUGUUGGUCAACUUCUAGAAAGUGGAGAGCGAACUGAUGUAUCUUUCAAAGUUGAUGAUGAGAUCUUUGCAGCUCAUAGAUUGGUUCUUGCAGCUCGAUCACCUGUGUUCAGAGCACAACUUUUUGGUCCGAUGAAGGACCGUGACAUGCGAUGCAUAGAGGUUGAAGAUAUGCAGCCUGCGGUUUUCAAGGCUCUACUCCAUUUCAUAUACUGGGAUUGUCUGCCUGAGAUGGAAGACCUUACAGGUGUGGCUUUGACGUUGAUGUCGCAGCAUCUGCUUGCAGGUGCAGACAGAUAUGCACUGGAGAGACUGAAAUUACUCUGUGAGGAAAAGCUGUGUGAGGAUGUCUCUAUUAACACAGUGGCAACUACUUUAGCUUUGGCUGAACAACAUCAUUGUUUUCAGCUUAAGACUGUUUGUCUCAGAUUUAUAGCUUUGCCUGAAAAUCUCAAAGCUGUGAUGCAAACUGAAGGAUUUGAGCAUUUGAAGGUCAGUUGCCCCUCAAUACUGACAGAGCUCUUGCAGUAUGUGGCAAAAGCGGGAGAAUAUUCAGUCAGUACUGGCGCCUGUGUGUUUGAAGAAAUUGAUGGCUGUGAUCUUAAUGGUAGACGGGUAAAGCCCCGGAUUAUAUAGCAUGGGGAAAAAACUAUUUUCUUUCAUUUACUUGUGUAAAUCUGCUCAUUCUUGGGUUUCUGAUGAGUUAUCAGCAUGUUGUAAGUUAUUUCGAAGUGUUGCUUUGAGUUUUGUAGUUACAUUUGUGAUUGGUUUUGUCGUGCAAUAUUUCUAGGAAUUGUGGACUUAUCCAUGGGCUGUUGGUUAGUGUUAUAGUAUGAAAUUGACGGCGAAGUUAAAAAAUAAGCAUUCUCGGGGUU